UUUAAGGAAUGUCUUCACAAAUCCGGAAUGUGAGUUGAGUAUUUCAAAAGAUGCACAGCUUUCAUCGUCGAGCUGCGCUCACUGGAGCAGACCGAAAAUUAAGAACUCAAAUUGCUAUUCUACUUCUCUCUGGAUCAUUAUUCUUCUUAAUUGUACUACUUCCUUUGGUUAAAAAUGAUGUUCCCGCCGAUGUUUCAAUUGAAAAUGAAAUUUCGAAACGACAUCGACGAUCAGUUGAGUAUGAGUUUGAUGACUGUCGUCCCCGUAUUCAAACAACUUCAAAUGCGAAUUCUUCUCAAUUUCCUGCAGAUAUAUUUUCCCUCCAAACACGUCGAAGAGGAGGUGUUAUUGUACAUAUUGGUCUGUUGAUCUACAUGUUCGUAGCACUGGCAGUAGUUUGCGAUGAGUUUUUUGUACCGUCUUUGUCAGUUAUUACGGAAGUUCUAGCAAUUUCUGACGAUGUGGCUGGAGCUACAUUCAUGGCAGCUGGUGGGUCGGCUCCUGAAUUUUUCACUUCACUUUUUGGUGUAUUUGUUGCACAAGAUAAUGUUGGUGUUGGAACAAUAGUAGGAUCAGCAACAUUCAAUAUUUUAUGCGUUCUUGCAUUUUGUACCUUAUUCUCUCGUCAGGUACUUCAUUUAACCUGGUGGCCUCUAUUUCGUGACAUGUCAUUUUAUACGUUAUCAUUAUUUCUUUUAUUAAUAUUCUUCGGUGAUGAAGUGAUUGAAUGGCAAGAAGCGUUGGUCAUGUUUUCAAUGUACAUUGCAUAUGGCUUCUUUAUGAAAUUCAAUGGAUUUUUGGAGUUGAAAACGAAACAAUUUCUAUUUCGCAAAGUCGGGAUUGGAAGUGAAAUUGCACCAGAAACAAUUGUAGAUGCUGCAGCUGGAUGCACACCAAGGAGUCCUCAUAGUUUAGGUGCUCAAGGACCUCGAAGGAGUUUUCCUAUGAUUCAUGGAGGUCAAGAAGUUAGAAAAAGCAUUGCACAGUUAGUAAUCGGAGACGAAGAUGAUACUUCUUCAUCGUCAUCUUCAUCAUCGUCCGAGAGAUCGAAUAAAAUAAAACCAGUGUCAAAUGGAGUCCCAGAAAUUAGACAAAAUGGAAGAACAAUUAUGGUGAAACCAGCAAACGAUCCAGAUGCAAAAUUUAAUAAUCAAAAUAGCAUCAAAACAGUAAUAACUCCAAUAGACUUUGGCGAUGAUCACACCAUUGUAAUAAAUAAUAACAAUAAUGGUAAACGGAAAAAUGGAAACAAUGGGACAUAUCUUACCCCUGUGGAGGCAAUUAAUCCUUCCAACGGACAUUUAGAGUUAGCACAAACCAAUGGAAAUCCCGUUCCACCAAUUGCCCUUGAUAAUCUCUCAAUUGCUUCUUCAACUGCUGAAAAGCCUCUCGAUCUUUCAUGGCCUGAAGCAAAUCACAAGAAGUUAAUUUACCUAUUCCUUGCACCAAUUACAUUUCCACUGGCAUACACACUUCCAGAUGUUAGGAAACCGAGUCUUAGAAAGUUUUUUGCAAUAACGUUCAUUGGAGCAAUUCUUUGGAUUGCUGCGUAUUCAUACCUAAUGGUUUGGUGGGCAAAUACAAUCGGCGAAACAUUUGGAAUCCCAACUGAAAUUAUGGGAUUAACUAUUCUGGCAGCAGGAACAAGUAUCCCAGAUCUUAUAACAAGUGUUAUUGUUGCCAGAAAAGGUCUCGGUGACAUGGCAGUCUCCUCAUCGAUUGGAUCAAAUCUAUUUGAUGUUUGUGUUGGACUUCCGAUUCCUUGGCUCAUUCAUUUUGCAAUCGGAGUCUUCAAAUCCGAACCAACACAAAACAUAUCAGUAACAUCGAAUGGGCUUGUUUGUUCACUUGGUCUGCUCUUCGCAAUGUUAAUUGUCCUUCUCACAUGUGUUGCCAUUUCAAGAUGGAAAAUGGACAAAUUCUUCGGACUUUUGAUGAUAUUCUCAUACUGUGGUUUUUGUAUGCUUUGUAUUUUACUCGAAACAGGACACUUAAAGUGUCCACUCCGAAAUAGUUGUUAAUUUGAGCUAGACUUUUUUAUCCAGAAUAUCUCUAAUAUCCCGGUUUGGUUUUCAUUUUUCUGUUUCAAAUUUCAAAAUAUUUGAAAAUACAAAUGUGAAUCUUUUGUGAAAU
Caenorhabditis elegans is the source of this 2133-nucleotide messenger RNA. RefSeq names its product Sodium/calcium exchanger membrane region domain-containing protein (gene ncx-5). Gene Ontology annotation, biological process: potassium ion transmembrane transport; calcium ion transmembrane transport; transmembrane transport. The coding region runs from base 51 to 2021 and encodes 656 amino acids. The transcript has 10 exons. Gene Ontology annotation, cellular component: membrane. Lineage: Eukaryota; Metazoa; Nematoda; Chromadorea; Rhabditida; Rhabditidae. The record is from RefSeq and is marked reviewed.